AUGGCCGUCCAGGACGAACUUGAGUACCUCAAAUCUCUCGUCUCCCAGUUGAACGACAAGAUCAAGUCGCUCGAGGACAAGGCGAAGGCCGCCGCCGGGGUGCCCAAGACGCCAGCGCAACAGCUCCGCACCAUCCUCGUCGGCCCCCCGGGCGCAGGCAAGGGCACGCAGGCGCCGCGGAUCCGCGAGACGUUCUGCGUCUGCCACAUCGCGACUGGGGACCUGCUCCGCGACCAGGUCUCGCGCAAGACGCAGCUCGGCGUCGAGGCGAAGAAGAUUAUGGACGCCGGCGGGCUCGUGGGCGACGGCAUCGUCGUCGGCAUGAUCAAGGACCAGCUCGAGAACAACAAGGACUGCAAGAACGGCUUCGUCCUCGACGGCUUCCCGCGCACGGUCCCGCAGGCGGAGAAGCUCGAUGAGAUGCUCCUCGAACGCAAGGAGAAGCUUAAUUCGGUCGUGCAGCUCGUGAUCGAGGACCAGCUCCUCAUCUCGCGCAUCACCGGCCGUCUCAUCCACCCCGCCAGCGGCCGCUCGUACCACAAGGAGUUCAACCCUCCGAAAAAGCCUAUGACGGACGACAUCACCGGCGAGCCCCUCAUCCAACGCUCGGACGACAACGUCGAAGCCCUCCGCAAGCGCCUAAAGGUCUUCCACGAGCAGACCGGCCCCGUCGUCGACUACUACAAGCAGAAGGGCAUCUGGAAGCCGAUCGACGCCGCGCAGUCGCCCUCCGUCGUCUGGGGGAACCUCCGGAGCGUGCUCACCAGCUCCGCCACGAAGCAGUCGUGA
Epithele typhae is the source of this 789-nucleotide messenger RNA. RefSeq names its product adenylate kinase. Gene Ontology annotation, biological process: ADP biosynthetic process. Gene Ontology annotation, cellular component: cytoplasm; mitochondrion. Bases 1 to 789 code for a protein of 262 amino acids. NCBI's taxonomy places the organism in Eukaryota, Fungi, Basidiomycota, Agaricomycetes, Polyporales, Epitheliaceae. The transcript has 4 exons. The record is from RefSeq and is a predicted model, not a curated record. Gene Ontology annotation, molecular function: ATP binding; AMP kinase activity.